GAAGCAGAACUUGUCCGACGUCAUAACCUUCAAAGGACGUGGCCUUUCUCAGAUCAGCAGCGACUAAAAAUAUAGAUCGACUGAUCAUGUGUUUUUCAUUUGCCUAAAGAGUAAAAAAAAAAAAAAAAAAAAAAAAAAAAAAAAAAAGUCGGGGAACACACUGUAUGUGGUGAUUUUCUCCAAGUAAAGUUGUUUUGUGUUGGCCAGAACUGCCAGAGGCCAAAUUUCGAGAGGGUGCUCGCUGCAGAGCCAGAUGGGAGGAGCUGGAGCUCCAGCUCUCCCUCGCUGGAGUGAAAUGGCAGAAGCCAGUAUCUCAUGGGCUGAGGAUCAGUUCAGCUGUCCAGUGUGUUUGGAUCUGCUGAAGACUCCAGUGACGAUUCCCUGUGGACACAGUUACUGUAUGAGCUGCAUCUCAGACUACUGGGAUCAGGAUGAUCAGAAGGGAAUCUACAGCUGUCCUCAGUGCAGACAGACCUUCACACCAAGGCCAGUUUUGGGUAAGAAUGUGGUGUUUGCUGAAAUGGUGGAGAAACUGAAGAUGAUGAGACUCCAAGCUGCUGCUCCUGCAGUUCAUCACACUGGAUCUGGAGAUGUUCAGUGCGACUCCUGCACUGGAAUUAAACAGAAAGCAGUGAAAUUGUGUCUGGAGUGUCGAAUCUCUUACUGCCAAAAUCAUCUUGAACAGCAUGAGAGUCUCUUCAGAGGUAAAGGACACAAUCUGAUGGACACUACUGGACGACUGCAAGAGAUGAUUUGCCCACGACAUAAUAAACUGCUGGAAAUUUACUGCCGUACCGACCAGAAGUGUAUCUGUAUGCUGUGUUUGGUGGACGAACACAAAAAUCAUGACACUGUAUCAACUGCAGCAGCAAGAAAAGAGAAACAGAGAUGUUUGGAGAAGACACAGAUAAAAAUCCAAAAGAGAAUCCAGCAGAAAGAGAAAGAUCUUAAGGAGUUGAGAGAGGCUGUGGAGUCUCAUAAGCACUCUGCACAGACAGCAGUGGAGGAGAGUGAGAGGAUCUUCACUGAACUCAUCUGCUUCAUUGAGAAAUGUCGCUCUGAGGUGACGCAGCUGAUCAGAGAUCAGGAAAGAGCUGCAGUGAGUCGAGCUGAAGAACAACUGGAGCAACUAAAGAAGGAGAUUGAUGAACUGAAGAGGAGAAAUGCUGAGCUGAAUCAGCUUUCACACACAGAUGAUCAUGACAUUGUUCAUUUUUUCCAGAGUUUGCAGUCUGUCUCUUCCUCUGGAUCUACAGACAACUACACUGUCAGUAAUCAUUCUUUUGAUGCUGUAGUGAAAUCAGUCUCUCAACUCAGAGAUGAACUGCAGCAGUAUUCCAGAGAGACUAUAGAAAAGUUGUCUGAAAGAGUGAAAACCAUCCAGGUCAUUGGCAUUCCUGAAUAUCAGACCAGACAGGAGUUCCUACGAUAUUCUUGCCUGCUGACUUUGGAUCUGAACACAGUGAAUUACUUACUCCAUCUGUCUGAGGAAAACACUGCGAUCACACUCGAUGGCACAUAUCAGUAUUAUCCUGAUCAUCCAGACAGAUUUGACCGUUGGUCACUGGCGUUGUGUAGGGAGGGUAUGACUGGACGCUGUUACUGGGAGGUGGAGUGGGCUGGCAGAGGAACAUCGGGAGUAGACAUAGCAGUGGCAUAUAAGAGCAUUAGUAGGAAGGGAGGGGGAGUUGAGAUUGACGCUGGACGAAACGAUCAGUCCUGGAGAUUGUACUGCACUCCUUUUUGUUGCUCAUUCUGGCAUAAAAACAUCGAGACCGUCCUUCCUGUAACCCGUGUGUCCAGUAGAAUAGGAGUGUAUGUGGAUCACAGUGCAGGGAUUUUGUCCUUCUACAGUGUCACAGACAGAAUGAGUCUCAUCCACAGAGUCCAGACCACAUUCACUCAGCCUCUUUAUGCAUUGUUUGGACUAUAUGAGAACUCAGUGGUGAAACUGUGUCGCCUAAACAGUUGCAGUUGAAUCAGUGUCAAUAAGACGGCAUGGGGAUUUUUUUGUUUUUGUAAUUAUUGGACUAUAAUGACUCAACAUGAUUAAACUGUGCUGUUUGACUGAAUAAAACAUACAGAGAUUCUAUUGAUUAUUUUGUCAUAUCCACUACUUAACUUUUACAAAUCAUGAAUAUAUUAAGAGUAAAACUUCUUAUCUGAUGAGUAUAAUAAUGGCUGUAAUAUAGAUGUUGAAAAAUGUAUGAACUUGAUUUUUUUGUUAAUUUGAUGUAAUUCUUGUUUGAAGAUAAGUAGCUUUUAAAUCUCCCAAUAAAAUAUAUGUUUAAAUA
Messenger RNA from Labeo rohita (rohu), 2294 nucleotides. Its product is annotated as tripartite motif-containing protein 16-like. The record is from RefSeq and is a predicted model, not a curated record. Lineage: Eukaryota; Metazoa; Chordata; Actinopteri; Cypriniformes; Cyprinidae. The transcript is spliced from 8 exons. Gene Ontology annotation, molecular function: zinc ion binding; protein binding. The coding region runs from base 254 to 1978 and encodes 574 amino acids.